AUGGCUACCCAGGUCCACCAGCUUUCGCUGGGCCCCCUCACCGCUCACUCCUUCAAUGCUGACCGCACCAAAGUUGCCGUCUCUCCCAACUCGAACGUCGUCCACAUCUACGCUCAAUCUCCUUCCGGAUGGACACUCGAGCACACGCUCGCUGAGCACGACAAGCUUGUCACUGGUAUCGACUGGGCCCCUCAGUCCAACCGCAUCGUCACCUGCUCCCAGGACCGCAACGCUUACGUCUGGCAGCUCCAGCCCGACUCGCAGACCGGCGCUCAGGUGUGGAAGCCCACCCUCGUUUUGCUGCGUCUCAACCGCGCUGCUACUUUCGUCCGUUGGAGUCCAAGCGAGGACAAAUUUGCCGUUGCUUCGGGUGCACGUAUCAUCAGCAUCUGCUCGUUCGAAGAGGACAACGACUGGUGGGUUGCCAAGCACAUCAAGCGUCCCUUGAGGUCGACGGUUCUCUCGCUCGAUUGGCACGAGAACAAUGUGCUCCUCGCUGCUGGAUGUGCCGACAUGAAAGCGAGGGUGUUCAGCGCCUACAUCAAGGGCGUGGAUGCUAAACCUCCUCCGAGCGUCUGGGGUGAAAGACUGCCUUUUGGAACUGUCUGCGGCGAGUACUCCACCCCCAGCGGUGGAUGGGUCGAAGGCAUCAGCUUCAGCCCUAGCGGCGAUGUUCUUGCCUUUGUUGGUCACGACUCCAGCUUGACCGUUGUAUACCCCAGCGGUCCCGAACAGCCCCCUGCCGCAGUGCACGUCAUUCGCUCUCCCACCCUCCCUUACGUCACACUGACGUUCGUGAGCGAGAACCAGCUCAUCGCAGCAGGUCACGACUGCCAACCCGUCCUCUUCCAAGGAGAGGCUCAAUCCGGCUGGUCCAUCGUCAAAUCGCUCGAUGCGGCCGGAGCAGCCGCUUCGAAAGGUGCACCACCUCCUCCUCCACCCAAGGCUCCCGGCCUGGCUGGUCCAGGUAGACUCAACAACGAAGCUUUCAACAGGUUCAAAUCUGCCGACAGUCGCGGUGGAUCCUCUUCGCCCGCAGUGCUCACCCCGGGUGGAGGUGCAAGUGUCGCUGGUGCACUCGGGGCUGUCGCAGGCGCCAGCGUUGGUGCGGAUGGCGAGCUGCACACUACCCACCAGAAUACUAUCACCAGCGUCAGACCCUUUUCGGGGGGUAAGGGUGCGGUGGACCAGGUCAGCACUUCCGGCGUCGAUGGUCGACUGUGUGUCUUUUCCGUUGCUCAGGGUACGCCUGUAGGCGGUAUUCAAAAGGGUCUGAGUAGCUUGCAGAUCUGA
Pseudozyma hubeiensis SY62 is the source of this 1293-nucleotide messenger RNA. RefSeq lists its product as hypothetical. Bases 1 to 1293 code for a protein of 430 amino acids. Lineage: Eukaryota; Fungi; Basidiomycota; Ustilaginomycetes; Ustilaginales; Ustilaginaceae. Gene Ontology annotation, cellular component: Arp2/3 protein complex; actin cytoskeleton. Gene Ontology annotation, molecular function: actin filament binding. Gene Ontology annotation, biological process: Arp2/3 complex-mediated actin nucleation. The record is from RefSeq and is a predicted model, not a curated record. The transcript has a single exon.